Suillus subalutaceus is the source of this 1851-nucleotide messenger RNA. RefSeq names its product cyclophilin-like domain-containing protein. Gene Ontology annotation, biological process: protein peptidyl-prolyl isomerization. Lineage: Eukaryota; Fungi; Basidiomycota; Agaricomycetes; Boletales; Suillaceae. Bases 108 to 1412 code for a protein of 434 amino acids. The record is from RefSeq and is a predicted model, not a curated record. Gene Ontology annotation, molecular function: peptidyl-prolyl cis-trans isomerase activity; RNA binding. Gene Ontology annotation, cellular component: nucleus. The transcript has 6 exons.
AUUUCGCCAGGCGGCCGUUGAAACAAAAGAAUGUGCAUGUGCUAUAUACCGAAGACGUGACAAGAUUGCCCAUACCACCAACAAGUUAAAACUACCGGACCUCCACCAUGUCCGUCCUGUUCGAAACUUCUCUAGGCGACCUCGUCAUCGACCUUGAGGUGGAGCAGUGUCCGAAAACAUGCGAGAACUUCUUGAAACUGUGUAAGGUGUACUAUUAUAAUUUGAAUGCAUUCUUCAAUGUUUCCAAAGAUUUCCUAGCCCAGGCUGGUGACCCCACUGCCACAGGAACGGGUGGAGAAUCAAUAUGGUCCUACAUUGCCUCGCAAGAGAAGAAGGAUGCCACAGUUCCCAGGUAUUUCGCCCCAGAAAUCGUGCCAAAGUUGAAGCAUACCCACAAAGGUACUGUGUCCAUGGCUGUAGCACCUUCUGUGAACGGCGAGAAAGGUGGUUGUGGCAGCCAAUUCUUCAUCACACUUGCAGACAACAUAGACUAUCUCGACGGGAAACAUGCAGUUUUUGGUCACGUCGUACUCUCGGAAGGGGCGGAAACGCUGGACAAGCUGAAUGAUGUUUUCACGGAUCAAGAUGGGAGACCAUUCAAGGAUGUGCGAAUAAGACACGUCGUUAUUCUCGAUGACCCGUUCCCUGAUCCGCCCAACCUAGUCCAACCUCCGUCAUCUCCUACUCGGGCCCCAGAUAAUUCUACUAGGAUUGCGGAAGAUGAAGACCCGCUUGCCACUCUUCCAGACGAGGAAGAGGAGCGUGUACGCCGCGAAAAGGCCGCAGCAGCCUCUGCCCUAACGCUUGAAAUGGUUGGCGACUUGCCUUUUGCCAACGUCCGGCCGCCAGAAAAUGUCCUUUUUGUGUGCAAACUUAACCCUGUCACACGAGACGAAGACUUGGAACUUAUCUUCUCGAGAUUCGGCACCAUUAUGAGUUGCCAAGUCAUUAGGGACAAGAAAACGGGCGACUCGUUACAAUACGCUUUCAUAGAAUUUGAUAAACGAGAUGACGCGGAACAGGCCUAUUUUAAGAUGCAAAAUGUUUUAGUAGAUGAUAGACGUAUUUGGGUAGAUUUCUCGCAGUCCGUGGCACGGCUCAAUACUUCCUGGUCUAACAACCCCAAAGUGGGAUUGCAUAGCAAAGAAAGGGGUGGGUUUGGCGGUCGUGAAGACUUGGAAGAAACUCGACGAUACCGGGCGGCUGGAAGAAGCGAUGGCAGAGAUGGUUAUGGAAUGGUGUUCGAAGUCCCAGAUGACACAGGAACAUCGCGUAGGAGCAGACAUGAUCGAGAUAGGAAAGACCCUCGAGAUCGGCGCCGACGCUCUGCAUCCCCAGUGCCACGCAACAGAUCUAGAGAACGGCGCCACAGCAGAGAUAGACAUUCUCGGGAUCAUAGGACACGCCGCUAGUGACGGAUCUGAAACUGAACACCGUGCUUGCACCCCACUAGUCUGAAUUGUAAUUUCCACCAUUGCUGUGCCGCCGGCUAGUAUAUAAACCUGCAUUCGCUCAAUGAGGCCUUGAGGACUGGAACUCUCUGUCUCUCUUUCUGACCUCCAUGAUGACACACUCACACAAUGACUUCUACGCUCCCGGCUCUGAUAUGCUUCUGCUCUCGAGCGACGAUGUCAAAUUCUGCGUCCACCGUUGCAUACUAGCGGCCGCCUCUCCAUUCUUUGAACAUAUGUUUGCAUUGCCCCAGCCCCCUGACGAUCCAAAAAACGAGGAACGUCGUCCCAUGAUCCCCGUGUCGGAGCCUAGCUCAAUCGUGCACACACUUCUGUGUUUCGUUUACCCCAUACCUCAUCCCACCAUUUCAUCACUCGACGAACUCAGCACUAUUCUCGG